CUUCGCUCGUACCAGUGCUCUCUGGCGUGAUAGCGGGUAACCUCGUGGAUGAGGCCCCAACACCUGCUGUUCAGCUGCCGCCUUCUUUCAAAGAUGUCCUAUGGCAAGAUGCUGUUGGUAAGCUGGGAUAAACACGAGACCGUGGUGCUGUCGCACCUGUUCCGCUACUUCUCUGGAGAGGCCUUCGUGGACGUGACGGUGUGGUGUCCCGGACGCCGCUUCAAGGCACAUCGAGUCAUACUGUCUGCCUGCAGUGCCUACCUAGAGCGCGUGCUGCUGGAGCAGCCGAGCUGCGGCGGCGAGACGGUGACGGUGGUGCUGCACGGCGUCGAGGCUGAGGACAUGAGCCGGCUGCUGGAGCUCAUGUACCGCGGCCGCACGCACGUGCCGGCCGGCGAGCUGCCGCGCUUCCUCGACACGGCGGCGGCGCUGGGCGUGCGCCUCUUGCAGUCGGCCGCGCUGCGCGUCCAGUCGCAAGAGUCGUCCAUCGACGGUCACCAGGCUGAUGACGUAGCAGCCGACGGUCCGGGCGCCAGCGCCAUGCCGCCCCCGGCGCCGCCACCACUGCCGCCCGCACCGCUGCCACCGCCGCCACCACCUCUGCCCGUAUCCUCUCUGCCACCGACUGCUGACGGCCUGCGCCUUUCGCCACCAGUACUUCCCGCUCCCCUUCCACAACAGCCCUCCACGGUGGACUGGUCCCACGUGCCGCCGCCUCCGCAGAUGCAUCUCCCGGGAGUGAGCUUCCCUCGCCUGCGGGAGCGCGCGGAGCCGACCUCUACGGAGCUGGGCCCACCCGUCCAGAGGCGGGGCGACUCGAACACAGGCUGCGACUCGGGCUACUCGACACCGGCCGGCGUCGCCAAACACGACGCGCCGGCUCCGAUGGCCACCGCCCACGCCGACACUUCUCUCCAGGGUCACGCAGCGCCUGGCAGCAAGCCCCACGGCACGGAUUGCCGCUACGACGCUAAUACGUCCGCCUCCCAAGCAGAAAAGUUUACUGGAUUGUGGGUUGAUCCCAAAGAUGGGAGCACUCCACUCAAAGAGCCGUCCAGUGGGGGAUUCCCAUCGUCGGAUGCCCCCGACCACGAGCAGCAGCAGCGCGCCCGCUUCAGCCCCCCGGACGGCCGCCUCCGCUACGCUGCGGCGCAGCCGCCCUGGAGCCCCACGUCGGCAGCGCUGGUGAAGCAGCUGGAGGAGGUCUCCCUGACGCAACGACCUGCCGCCCAGGCCAGCAGCCCGCCGCGCGUCUUCACCGAGCUGCUGCCGCCGGAGACAGGCUCCCAGCCCAGCGACGGCGCCUCGUUCGCCGUGUCUUCCACAGACGAGCGGCAGGACAGCCAGCGUCCCGAACUCAAACACGAGCGCAGCACGAAGCCUGCCUACGGGGCAAGCGACGAACCACCACUUCAGACGCAGUCGCCGCUGCUUCCCCAAGAUCAGCAGCGACAAUUCUUUGAGGGAAACGCUCCAGAUGAUCCCCCAAAAUUGAAAUCAAAGGACGGAAAGGAAAAUAUUUGCGAGACAUGCUGCAAGAAGUUCGCGACACGUUAUUCGCUCAAGGUACACGAACGUACACAUACGGGAGAAAAGCCGCAUUUGUGUACCCAGUGCGGGAAGCGUUUCAGCCAGCGUCGAAAUUACCGCUACCACCUGUCGCUGCACUCUGGCUCGAGAGAAUUCGAGGCAUCGUGUCCGGAGUGCGGCAAGGUGUUCAGCGACCGGGGCUACCUGAGCUCGCACAUGAAGAUCCACCGCGACCAGCGCGAGUACGCCUGCACCGAGUGCGGAAGACGAUUCAACCAGCGCGUCGCCUACAAUAUGCACAUGCGCACACACUCUGGCGAGCGGCCGCACCGUUGCAACGUCUGCGAUAAGGCCUUCUCCCGCAAGGUGCUGCUCAGCCAGCACGUGCGCACCCACACGGGAGAGAAGCCCUUCGUCUGUCAGGUGUGCGGCAAGCGGUUCUCGGACCGCAGCAACAUGGCGCUGCACGCGAGGUCGCACUCGGGCCUGCGGCCGUACCUCUGCGCGCACUGCGGCUGCAGUUUCUCCAAGAAGGACCACCUGCGCGCGCACGUCGCCUGCCACGUGGGCGCCGUCGCCGCCGACGAAGGCCAGCUCGCCCUGUCGGACGAGUCGUCGCCGCCGCCCGGCGCCCUCGGCCCGCCGCGCAUCACCAGCGUUAUCAUCAGCACGGCGCCCUCCGUCGUCCCUGCCACCACCGUCACCUCCCUACCGCCACUCCAACCGCCACCCCUGCAGCCCCCACCGCCGCCGCCGCCGCUGGCGCCACCACCGCCUCUGCCGAUCUCGCUACCACCACAAAACAUCGGCGCAUCACAGUUCGCCGUCACAUAAUCGUGCCCGAGCGACCGUACUUCUGUAUGUGACGGCGGAUGUCACCUAUACCUCGAGAGAAAUUUCGUCGAGAACUCUGUUCACUGCCCUCUCAGGCACACAUUCACUAAUGCGUAAUACGGCGCUGGAUCAAUCGUUCACCUCGCAAUGCUACGACUACGCUGGUAGCGAAAAUCGACAAAACCGACUUGAAGACCAAAAAACGUUGAGCAUUAAGAUAUAAAACCAAAAAUAUUAGUGUACUCAGGAGCGUACUUAGCCAACAACUGGUGUCAUGGUAAUCUGCUAGAAAAGAAAGUUCACCAUUGCCAUCUUCUUCUCCUGAGAACAACAGCAAAAGUAUAUUGUGAAUGAUUGUAAACUGUGUUAGUGCGGAGUGAUUUGGAGAUUUACAGGUACAUAUGGAAAUAUUAGGUAGCAAGGUGUUGAACUCUAAAGAAAUAACAUAGACUCUUCUUCGCAUGCCUCAAUAAAUAGCUUUAACGUCUACGACAACCAACACCGUCCUAUGACGUUAGAAAAAAACGAAAGCUAAUUAGGAGCUCCGAUCAACUGCCCCUUGUCGCAGUACGUGACCAAUUACCGGCCGGCCGAAGUGGCCGCGCGGUUCUGGCGCUGCAGUCUGGAACCGCGAGACCGCUACGGUCGCAGGCUCGAAUCCUGCCUCGGGCAUGGAUGUGUGUGAUGUCCUUAGGUUAGUUAGGUUUAACUAGUUCUAAGUUCUGGGGGACUAAUGACCUAAGCAGUUGAGUCCCAUAGUGCUCAGAGCCAUUUGAACCAAUUACCGUCUAGUACUGAAAUGCGAGCAGUACAUCCACUGGUUAAGAGGUAAAACUUACGUGUCAUUUAACGAAACGAUAGGGACGGCGAAAAUCAGAUAUAAAUUCACAAACCCUCAGAGGAGUGAAACUUAUAAAAUAACUAGAAAGAGGGGGAAGAAAAACAAAAGGAAUUAUCAACACAUGAUGUAUGGACACCAAUCAGCACACACCGACUAAAGAACGCACUGGAUUCAGCAGCAAGUAUUGUAACCGAACAGUUCAGGACAUAUUCCUCACUUCACCACUACGUAACAUUCUUCUUUAUAUAUAAGACAUUGCUAUAUUAUCGUAUGUUUCAUAUUCCUGUACUCGCGUAUUUUCUUUUUCAUCGAUAUUUGUAAUGUCAAUGAAACAGCGUAAACUUUCGCAAUUCCCAGUAUCUUCAUCUGGGUCUGUGAAACAAUAUCUAUAAAGUUGGCCACAGUGGAAAUCGUACCAUUCUUUGUUGGUGUUAUAGCCACAGUAACAGUUCCUUGCUUAUUUGAAAGUGUACGGUUAUCAAGCAGAAUUAUUUGUCUCAUUGCUUUGUCACACGUUCUUGAUACUCGAAUUUGAGGAUACUGUCGUGUAUAAGUUUCACUUGGUAUCACAUGAACUACUUAAAUUAAUUCAUUAUGUUUUGGGACGAGUGUAUAUGCUGAAAGUCUCAUUUAAUAGGAAAAUCGUCUUCACAUAAAGAGCUUAAAACAUAUCAACUUCUGCGAAGUUCUUCUGAUGAUUGUUAUAUUACGUUAUAAACAACAACUCUGAUCACAUGAAGACUGAGAAGGGAUCAAUAAACUCCACAUCAUAUAAGAAAAAAUUAAAAUAAGUUAUUUUUAUACAAUUCGCGAAAUACGGAUCGUGUAAUGUACCUGCAACGAAAAAUGAACUUAUUGUUGUGUCACUAUUAGAAUAGAAAACGAUAUAUUAUGUCCCAUAUGGUCGUUGUACAUAGGCUUCGAAGAAAAAAUCAAAUAAAAUUGUAUUGAGUUUCCUA
Messenger RNA from Schistocerca americana (American grasshopper), 4164 nucleotides. Its product is annotated as zinc finger protein 628-like. Gene Ontology annotation, molecular function: protein binding. Bases 49 to 2364 code for a protein of 771 amino acids. The transcript is spliced from 8 exons. The record is from RefSeq and is a predicted model, not a curated record. NCBI's taxonomy places the organism in Eukaryota, Metazoa, Arthropoda, Insecta, Orthoptera, Acrididae.